AUGGGUUCUCCAAAUGCCGAAAAGCCGGACGGCAUGACCGCCGCUGUCAAGAUCCCCCGGCUGAGCACCGAUCCGCUCACCGGCCCCAUCCCGGCCGCCGCCGCCGCCGCCCCUCUUCGGCCCCCCGCCGCAGCAGACGACGAGGUGAUGGAGAUGCCAACGUGGAAGAAAUGGGUUACACUUGCAGUCGUUUGCUGGAUGGCCUUGCCCGUCGCCUUCUCCGGUAGCUCCAUCUUGACGGCGACGGCCGAUGUUGCUGCCGACUUCGGCGUCUCUACGCAUGCCAUUACCACGGCGAAUGCUGGUGUGUUCAUCGCCAUGGCCAUGUCAGCCUUGAUAUGGCUGCCGACUAGUAAUAUCCUCGGACGUAGAACAACAUUCCUCGUCGCCAACUGCCUGUUGACCCUUUGUUCGAUCGGCUCGGCACUCUCUAAUAACUUUGCCUGCUUUACGGCGAUUUGGGUCAUUGGAGGAACGACGGGCCCCUUCUUUCUAGUUGCUGGGCAGACUAUCUUGGCGGAUUUGUUUGAGCCUACAACUCGCGGAACUGCAGUGGGUUGUUUCUUAGGAAGCUGCGUGGCGGCAAACGCAAUUGCGCCAUUAACGGGAGCUGUUAUUGUGACCUUUACCAGUUGGCGGGUCGUCUAUGGUGUCCAAGCUGGCAUGACCUUCCUCGGCCUCAUCGUGGGCUUCUUCUUCGUCCCAAAAGCUAGUCAAUUGGCGCAUCUCAAGAUUGCCGUGGCAGAAAGAGCGCCUAUCCGAUCUUUAAGUGACUUGGCCCACGCAUUCAAUCCAAUGGGUGUUCUCCGCCAGUUCAAGUAUCCCAAUAUUGUCGCAGCCAACUUUGCUUGCGGACUUUUAGGUUUCAACCAAUACGGCCUUCUGAGUUCCAUACGGCGGGUCAUCAAUCCUCGUUUUGGUCUCACUACACCUCUCAUCAGUGGCAUCUUUUACCUUGCUCCCGGAGCAGGCUUUCUGAUGGGGAGCACUAUCGGGGGCAGAGUCUCGGACCACACCGUUAAGCGAUACAUCCGAAAGCGUAAUGGUCUUCGCCUACCUCAGGACAGGCUCAAGAGCAGCUUACCGGCAAUCUUCAUCGUUUUGCCUGCCGGCACUUUGAUAUAUGGAUGGAGCGUUCAAAAGCAAGUUGGAGGAAUCGCUUUGCCAAUCAUCAGUUGCUUCUUUGAGGGACUCGGCCUCAUGUGGUCUUUUAGUGGUUUGAACACAUAUUCUGCCGAGGCAAUGCCCGAACGCAGAACAGCUGUCAUCAGCAGUAAAUACAUCGUUCAGUACAGUUUCGGAGCUGGCAGUGUUGGCGGUCUCGUGCCAAUGAUUGACGCCAUUGGAGUCGGUUGGUCUUUCACAAUCACCGCGUUUUCCGCUCUCCUGGCCGGCAUUUUGGUCUUGUGUGUUUCAAAAUUUGCAUCGAGGGCGCAGGAUUGGGCAGAAAAAAGUAACAGUGAUGACUCGGAUUAA
Colletotrichum orchidophilum is the source of this 1476-nucleotide messenger RNA. RefSeq names its product major facilitator superfamily transporter. Lineage: Eukaryota; Fungi; Ascomycota; Sordariomycetes; Glomerellales; Glomerellaceae. Gene Ontology annotation, molecular function: transmembrane transporter activity. The record is from RefSeq and is a predicted model, not a curated record. The coding region runs from base 1 to 1476 and encodes 491 amino acids. The transcript is spliced from 6 exons. Gene Ontology annotation, biological process: transmembrane transport.